UUUAUAGGGUUUUUGGAAGAAAAAAUCCACAACGUACAGAAAGGAGAGGACAAAGUUGCCAUUUGCUAUUAGUUUAUAGGGUUAUUGGAAGAAAAAGUCCACAACGUGCAGAACGGAGUGGAAAAAGUGACCGGCAUUUGAGCACGCCUCUAUUGAGAAUUGGUAUCAUGCGUGUGAAAAGCAUACUGCGGCAAGAGUGAAGACUGAAGAGUCAUGGCUGUCUUGCUCUCUGUCUCUCUCCCAAGUCCCAAGUUCAAACGGGCGAACAUUGAAACCCAGCAAGCGUUUUCUUUAAAUUGGUUGCAAGGACUGCUCAAAUCCAGAUUUCCAUUUUCCAGGUGCAACACUGCAACUCAGCAACUGGAAGGUGGAUAUGCAAGUCAAUCUCGAUCAGAAAAGAAAAAACAAGAAAGAAAAAAAUUGAUUCCAAAUUUCCAGGUUUUAUUGUUCUAUCACUUCUAUGCUAAAGUGUUUAUCAGUCAAAGUUUAGUAUUUUGGCUUGCUUUUGUUUGAGUAUUGUCUACUUGUCUAGCCAGUUUCAUUGUUUCAAUAAUGUUUCCUCGGAAACAACUCUCGGGUUCUCAAAAAAGAAAAAGAAAGGAAAGAGAAGAAGAAAUUAUUCAAUCUCAACGGGGAUCUUUAGAUAAACAUUUUGUUAAAGAAACAAAUGAAUCUGUUGAAGAUCAUGUUGAGAAUUUAGUAAAUGAACCUGAACUACAAAUUCAUUCUAAUGAGUUUGUAGAAAAUCAGAAUGAGGUAAACGAAGAACUUGAUGAUAUAGGUGAAAGUGAAAGUGAUGAAACAAAAAAUAAUGAAAAUCUUUCCCAUGAUGAAAUUAUUGCCAAUAAACUUGAAUGCUUGAAAUCAUCAGCUGAUUUGAAUAUUUUUUAUCCUAGAGUUUGGGAUAGUCUAGAUUCAAAAAUGAGAGACUUGCUUGUAGAAAAAGGGCCUAUUACAGAAACUAAUAUCAUCUUUCCUAAGGAUGAAUUAGGUCGGCACUUUUCCUCUGAGUUUUAUGUUCGAAAAUUACCAAAUGGUGAAUCUCUUGAUAGAAAAUGGUUGAUUUACUCAAAAGAGCUAGAUAAAGUUUUUUGUUUCUGUUGUAAAUUAUUUAAAACAGCUCGCUCGAGAAGUCAAUUAGCAAGUGAAGGGAUAAGAGAUUGGAAACAUCUUGGUACAACAUUAAAUUUACAUGAAAACAGUUCUGAACACCUCAAUAACUUGAGAACUUGGGCUGAGUUGCGAGUGAGAUUGAAUAAGAACCAAACAAUUGAUAAGGAGCUACAAGAGUUAAUUAGGAAAGAUACUGAACAUUGGAAAGAAGUUAUGGUCAGAAUAAUUGCUGUUGUGAAAUGUCUUGCAAAGAAUAAUUUGGCCUUUCGUGGAACAAAUGAAAAAAGUUAUGAAGAUUCCAAUGGAAACUUUUUAGGCUUACUUGAAAUGAUUGCUGAGUUUGAUCCCAUAAUGAAACAACAUUUUCGACUUAUUCAAAACAAAGAAAUUCAUUAUCAUUACCUCAGCCAUAAAAUUCAAAAUGAGUUGAUUGGUAUGUUGGCCUUAAACGUCAAGAGUGCAAUCAUUAAAAAAAUCAAGGAGGGAAAAUAUUUUUCGAUAAUCCUUGAUUGCACUCCUGAUGCAAGUCACAAAGAACAGAUGACUUUAAUUAUAAGAUGCGUAGAUGUGUCGGGUUCUCCAAUAAAAAUAGAAGAGUUCUUUUUAGAAUUUAUAAAUGUGGAAGAUACAUCUGGUUUAGGGCUUUUUAAUGAAUUACAAGCAGCUUUAGAAUCUCUUGAUUUAGAUAUUGAUUGUGUGCGAGGACAAGGAUAUGAUAAUGGAUCUAAUAUGAAAGGAAAACACCAAGGUGUUCAAAAAAGAUUGCUUGAUAUAAAUCCUAGAGCCUUUUAUAUGCCAUGUGGUUGUCAUUCUCUUAAUUUAGUAUUGUGUGACAUGGCAAACUCUUGUCAUAAAGAAAAAUCUUUUUUUGGAACAUGUCAAACAAUUUAUACGGUGUUCUCUAAUUCUACAAAGCGAUGGAGUGUUUUGCUUGAAUAUAUAGAUGACUUGACUUUGAAAUCUUUGUCAACUACGCGCUGGGAAAGUCAUAUUGAAAGUGUCAAAGCUAUAAAAACUCAAGCUGCCCAAAUAAAAGAAGCCUUAAAAAAACUAGCAGAAAUUAGUGAUGAUGGAAAAGUGUGUAGGGAUGCUGAAUCUUUGAUAUCUGGUGAACUUUCAAGCUUUGAUUUUAUUUUAAGUUUGGUUAUUUGGCAUGACAUUUUGUAUAAAAUUAACUUGGUUAGUAAAAAGUUACAAUCCAAAGAUAUGCUUCUUGAUGUUGCUGUGAAGAAUUUAGAGGGACUGGUUUCUUAUUUUGAAAAGUAUAGGGAAAAUGGGUUUAAUUCUGCCAUGAUUGAAGCUAAAGAAAUUGCAAAUGACAUGGGAGUUGAGCCUGUAUUUCCUAUAAAACGUCGUGUUUGCAGAAAAAAGCAUUUUGAUGAAAUUCCAAAUACUGAAAGAGAACAACAAUCUGCUCAAGAGUCCUUUAGAACUGAUUACUUUUUUUAUUUUAGUUGAUAUGGCUCUUUCUCAAUUAAAAAGCAGGUUUGAACAAAUGAAAACUUUUGAAUCUAUUUUCGGCUUCUUAUUUGAUGCAUCAAAGUUAGCUCACUUGGAUGAUGAUGAAUUGAAAAGUUGUUGUUUGAAUCUUGAAAAUGCUUUGAGAAAUGGUGAUGGUUCUGAUAUUGAUGCGAAAUAUUUGCUUAUGGAGUUACAAAUUUUGCAGGAGAUGCUGCCGAAUGAGGCAUAUGAAACAGAUAGGCCUUGGAUAUC
Rosa rugosa (rugosa rose) is the source of this 2826-nucleotide messenger RNA. RefSeq lists its product as uncharacterized. The coding region runs from base 553 to 2571 and encodes 672 amino acids. The transcript is spliced from 2 exons. The record is from RefSeq and is a predicted model, not a curated record. Gene Ontology annotation, molecular function: protein dimerization activity. Lineage: Eukaryota; Viridiplantae; Streptophyta; Magnoliopsida; Rosales; Rosaceae.